AUGCUGUCGGGCACGGUGUGCAAAUUUUAUCAGAAGGGCAACUGUAAGUUCGGAUCCAGAUGCAAAUUUCUUCAUGUGGACAAUAACAACGGCGCUUCGAACAGAAAUGCUUUCAAUUCUGGCCCGAGUGGAGGUGGAUUAGAUACUGAGGAGUACUACCAAAUCCGGCUUGAUCCAGCUCUCACGGUCUUUAGCAAGGGUGGAAAAGAUGGUGCUAAUCUCAUCUCGGGAAGAGAUAUGUCGCCAGAGGAGCUAAGGUUACAGUAUUUGGAAGCUGCAAGUACCAACAAACUAGAGGAGUAUAAUCGCAUGAUUGACCUCCGAAAAAGGGACAUGGCCUACUGUUUUGACUACUUAAAGAGCCAUUCUAACGAAGCCCUGAUGUAUCUGCAAGGAAAUGCAAACCCAUUCAUUCCACUCACGGUGGAAGCCAGCAUGCAACAAUUAGCGAAUCAGAAUACCGGUUUUUCCAACUCUGCCAAUGGCUUCGGGUCGAGCGGGUUCGGAUCUAGCGCAUUUGGAGCUAACAACGCAUCUCCCUUCGGAAAUUCUGGUACUUCCGCAUUUGGAGCACCUUCAAAAUCUGCCUUUGGCACAAAUGGAAGCUCCUCAUUUGGUGCUGCUAACAGCUCUCCAUUUGGCAACGCUACUAAUUCUGCAUUCGGCAAUUCCACUAAUUCUGCAUUUGGGAAUUCAUCUAAUUCUGCAUUUGGCAACUCCACUAAUUCUGCAUUUGGGGGCUCCAACAACUCUGCAUUUGGCGCAUCCAACAACUCUGCAUUCGGUUCGGCAAGCGGAUCCAAUUCUACCUCUGCAUUUGGUUCAGCUGGAUUCGGAGGAAACACCAACGCAAAUUCUAACUCUGCGUUUGGGUCCACUGGCUUUGGUUCUAAGGCGACUGGUGGUGCUUUUGGAGGACAACUGGGCUUCGGAUCUGCGGGCUUUGGUCUGGGGAACAACCUGUCUUCAACACCACUGACUCUUAAUACAGGAACUGGAGCAGCAUCAGCAUUUGGUUCUACUGGGUUUGGUUCUUCAGGAUUUGGUUCUGCACCCAAGGCAAGCACUGGGUUUGGAUCCAGCGGUUUCGGUUCCAGUGGUUUUGGCUCGAGUGGCUUUGGUCAAAGUGGUUUUGGUCAGAGUAGUUUUGGCCAAAGCAAUCCCCAAAAUGCCGCUCUGGGCACAUUUGGUCAAAAUUCAAGCACAGGGCAAAGUGGAUCAGCCUUUGGUUCGAGCGGCUUUGGGGCCGCCAACCAAAGUGCGUCGCAGAAUCCAUUUGGCUCCAGCGGAAAUUCAUUUGGCCAGUCUACCGUGUUUGGUCAAAACAACUCCGCUCAAACCACAUCAUCUGCAUUUGGUCAGAACAUUUCGUCCGGUCAGAACAAUACAUCUGCAUUCGGUCAGAAUACGUCCGGCCAGAGUGGUACCUCUACGUUUGGCCAAAAUGGUGCAUCUGCAUUCGGUCAGAGUACAUCUACGUUUGGUCAGAACACAACAGCGUCGCCGUUUGGAGGCACCUCUUUUGGUUCGCAAAGUAAUGGAAACACGUUUGGAGCUAACAAUAACACGACUGGCUUUGGGGCAAGUGGGCUUGGUAAUCAGGGCACGCAAAGUUCGGGCCCUGGUUUAAACAGUGCAGCCGCAGACUUGAAGGAGCUUGAACAGUAUGACCCAGAAGUUUCAAAAGCAUUCCUAGCAACACAAUUCACCUUGGGAAAAGUCCCCGAUGUGCCACCUCCUCCACAAUGCUGCUAA
Messenger RNA from Clavispora lusitaniae ATCC 42720, 1755 nucleotides. RefSeq names its product FG-nucleoporin. Gene Ontology annotation, molecular function: metal ion binding. NCBI's taxonomy places the organism in Eukaryota, Fungi, Ascomycota, Pichiomycetes, Serinales, Metschnikowiaceae. The record is from RefSeq and is a predicted model, not a curated record.